UGACAGCUGGAGAAUGGAGUCAGUUUUAUCCAAGUGUGAAAACCAGAUUACCAUUUUUACUGACUACUUAGAAGAGUUUCCAGAUACAGAUGAAUUGGUAUGGAUCUUGGGGAAACAGCAUCUUCUUAAAACAGAAAAACCUAAGCUGUUGUCUGAUAUAAGUGCUCGACUAUGGUUUACAUACAGAAAGAAAUUUUCACCCAUUGGGGGGACAGGCCCUUCAUCGGAUGCCGGCUGGGGAUGCAUGCUACGUUGUGGACAAAUGAUGCUGGCUCAAGCCCUAAUAUGUAGACAUUUGGGAAGGGACUGGCACUGGGAGAAACAAAAAGAACAACCGAAAGAAUACCAACGGAUCUUACAAUGCUUCUUAGAUAGAAAGGACUGUUGCUACUCUAUCCAUCAAAUGGCUCAAAUGGGCGUAGGAGAAGGGAAAUCAAUUGGUGAAUGGUUUGGACCAAAUACAGUUGCACAGGUGUUAAAAAAACUUGCUUUAUUUGAUGAGUGGAAUUCCCUGGCCGUUUAUGUGUCAAUGGACAACACAGUGGUCAUUGAGGAUAUCAAAAAAAUGUGCUGUGCAUUUCCCUUGAGAGUUCACCCAGCCAGAGUGAGUCCCCCUAACUCUUUGAAUGCUUCAAACCAGAGUCAGGAUACCUCGGCCUGCUGCCCAGUCUGGAAGCCCCUGCUGCUCAUUGUGCCCCUUCGCCUGGGCAUAAACCAAAUCAAUCCUGUCUAUGUUGACGCCUUCAAAGAGUGUUUUAAGAUGCCACAAUCUUUAGGGGCAUUAGGAGGAAAACCAAAUAACGCCUAUUAUUUCAUAGGAUUCCUAGGGGAUGAACUCAUUUUCUUGGAUCCUCACACAACCCAGACCUUUGUGGACACGGAAGAGAAUGGGAUGGUUGAUGAUCAAACUUUCCAUUGCCUGCAAUCCCCACAGCGAAUGAACAUCCUGAAUUUGGAUCCUUCUGUUGCGUUGGGAUUUUUCUGCAAAGAAGAAAAAGACUUUGAUAGCUGGUGUAACCUUGUUCAAAAGGAAAUUCUAAAGGAAAAUUUAAGGAUGUUUGAAUUAGUUCAGAAACAUCCAGCACACUGGCCUCCCUUUGUUCCUCCAGCCAAGCCAGAAGUGACAACCACUGGGGCAGAAUUUAUUGAUUCUACUGAACAAUUAGAGGACUUUGACUUGGAAGAAGAUUUUGAGAUUCUGAGUGUAUAGAAUAGUGAGCUCCACCUAGAUAUCUGUCUUCCAUCUGGCAUCAGAAGCACAUAAACUCAUUACAAAAUGAAUCUUUUUCUAGUCAACAAGUGCCUGAUAUUUCAACAACAAACAAACUUGAUAACAAUCACAUCUGAGCCAAUGAUCAUUCAUCAAAAACAGUGCUUCCCUCGAAAGAACUAGAACAAUCAUAGAAGCUAGGAACAGAAGAAUCAGGAGUCGACUCUUGCUGUUCAGUUUGUUCUGACAUGGCCACAUCGCAUCUUCAACUACCAAAAUAAGACAUUGGUCACCUGGAAGACAGACAGCAACUCCCACCUUGCUUCAAGCACCAGCAGAUGAAGGAUGGUUUUCUUGUGCUUCUUCACCCUUUCAAGUGUGACCUCUUUUGGGCUAAAUACUAAGAAGUGUUGUGGAUUAUUUUGCACUAAUAAUAAAGUGAUUAUAUCUUGUUAAA
Suncus etruscus (white-toothed pygmy shrew) is the source of this 1667-nucleotide messenger RNA. It is a transcript of the gene ATG4A, whose product is annotated as autophagy related 4A cysteine peptidase. The transcript has 13 exons. Gene Ontology annotation, molecular function: protein-phosphatidylethanolamide deconjugating activity. Lineage: Eukaryota; Metazoa; Chordata; Mammalia; Eulipotyphla; Soricidae. The record is from RefSeq and is a predicted model, not a curated record. Bases 14 to 1210 code for a protein of 398 amino acids.